Messenger RNA from Ceraceosorus guamensis, 1212 nucleotides. RefSeq names its product CRAL/TRIO domain-containing protein. The record is from RefSeq and is a predicted model, not a curated record. NCBI's taxonomy places the organism in Eukaryota, Fungi, Basidiomycota, Exobasidiomycetes, Ceraceosorales, Ceraceosoraceae. Gene Ontology annotation, molecular function: phosphatidylinositol transfer activity. The annotation marks the transcript as partial. The transcript has 4 exons.
AUGUCGCUGCCAGCCCUCGAUCGAGAGGCUUCACGGCUCUCCAAGGCAUCUGGAUCGACGGGAGCGGACAAGGGACGCGUCGCUCGGAUUCGCAGCGGAGUGUGGGGAGCAGCUGGCCGAGCAGCCAGCGUUGCUAGCGUGGCCACUUUGGGAACGUUGAAUGGGCAAUCAGAGGCGCAACAGAAGGCAGAAGAUGUGCAGCUGAACGGAUUCACCGGCGUCUUUCCCGUUCCCGCACCUGGAUGCAGACCCGCUCCCCCCGCAGCUCUCACGACGGCGCAAUCUGAAGCGUACGACAAGAUGCUGCGUUACUUUAAGCAAGACGUCACGCAGUACCCCAUCUCGCUCGCUACCGGCGCAGCCAAGCAGCCCGCAACCGAGUGGGAAAAGUUGAGACUGUUGAGCAGAGAAAGCAUGCUGAGGUAUCUUCGCGCAACAAAGUGGGAUGUGUCGCAGGCGCAAAAGAGGUUGACAGAGACGAUCGCUUGGAGGAGAGAAUUCGGUGUGGACAAGCUGGAUCCCGAUGAGAUGGCGCACGAGGCCAAGAGCGGAAAGGAGACGGUGCUGGGAUACGAUAACAAGGCGAGACCGCUGCAUUACAUGCAUCCUCACAGGAACGACACAAAGGAAACGCCGAGGCAGAUGCAGUUCGCCGUGUGGAUCUUGGAGCGCAGCGUGGAUCUGAUGCCUCCUGGCAUCGAACAAUUGGCCCUUCUGAUCAACUUUGAUCAUCGGUCACGCAACCCAACCAGCAUUGCCAAUGCCAAGCUCAUGCUGUACAUCCUCCAAAAUCAUUACGUGGAGCGAUUGGGUGUGGCGCUAUGCAUCAAUGUGCCUUGGAUUUUCAAAGCCUUCUGGAGCGCGAUCCAGCCUUUUAUCGACCCCGUCACAAAGAGCAAGUGCAAAUUCGAUGAAGCCAUCAAGGACGAAGUCCCCUCGGAGCAGUUGAGCGCCGACUUUGGUGGCACGCUGGAUCCCAAGUACAACCACGAUGCGUACUGGCCAGAUCUGGUCAAGACUUGCGACGAAAGGCGAGAGCAGAUGAUGCGGCGCUUCAAGGAGAUGUGCAAUUCAGAAGUCGGCGCUUCGGAAUGGGUCAUUUUGGGUGGAGACGACAAGGAAGCGCCCUUUAACAAAAAGGACUUGGCAGCGAUCAAAAGGGCCGGUACUGAGCCGGACGACCACGUCGAAGCUGCUGCUGCUGCAGGGAAU